GGUUGCGCGGCAAGCGUUAAGGCCGGCUGCAAUUCUCCCUGCUACGUCUUGGGGUGACGUCUUGUCUUGCAGCUGGCCACGGGAUAGCACGGCGGCAGAUAAUUCAGCAUCCCAAGCAGCAUCUGAGGGAGAACCGCAGAACCGCUAACAGAUAAGCGCAAUUCAUUCCAACGACGACAACGGAUUUAGCUUGGAGGCGUUGCGAAGCAUCAGCUUCGGACGAUUUUGCGAAGCGGCAGCUUUGAGGUGUUGCGAAGCAACGGCUUCGAACGGUUUUGCGAAGCGGCGCAUUUGAGAUUUUGCGGAGCAACGCUCGGACGGCUUUGCGAAGCAGCGGCUUUGAGGUGUUGCGAAGCAACGGCUUCGGACGGGUUUGCGAAGCGGCGUCUUUGAGGUGUUGCGAGCCAACGGCUCCUAGCUACUAGCGGCUUCGCGGCAGCUGGCCUGCCCGACGGGUUUGCCUCUUCCUUACUAGUGGCUUUGCGACAGCCGGCUCCGACGGGUUUGCCUCUUCCUUACUAGUGGCGUUGCGACAGCUGGCUCCGAUGAGUUUGCCUCUUGGCUACUAGUGGACUUGCGACAGCCGGCUCUGACGAGUUUGCCUCUUGCCUACUACCUACCCUAGGGGCUUUGCGAGAAGCAACCGGAUUCGCCUCGCGAAGCUAGUGGCUUGG
Messenger RNA from Amoebophrya sp. A25, 674 nucleotides. The record is from the annotation of a GenBank genome assembly. Lineage: Eukaryota; Dinophyceae; Syndiniales; Amoebophryaceae.